Molecule: messenger RNA, 203 nt
Organism: Paramecium octaurelia
Lineage: Eukaryota; Ciliophora; Oligohymenophorea; Peniculida; Parameciidae
Source: the annotation of a GenBank genome assembly
AUGAAAAAGUAAUCAUUAUAUCUCUACUAAUGGUGAAUGAUGUAAAUUUAGUCGAAAGUUAUUUAAUACAAAAAAAAGUAAGGAAUCAUUUUUUGAUAUUGGUGGAGCAGCCUAAGUAGACAAUCAUGGUAAAUGAUGUGAAUGAAAUUUUAGUUUGCAAAAUAAGAGCUAUUGUUAUAAAAACAGAGGGAUUGUAAUUCUGA